CUUCAAAAUCCUAAAUGUUCAGGUUUCUUGUGAAACAUUUUGUGAUUUGAAGUAAGUCUUGCUUCCUCGAUAAAUCUCAUACGUAGAUUUCGAAUUCUAAUUUGAGGUUAAGACGUAAGAUCCACGGGUUCAAGGAGGCUGAAGGUACUUAAUCGAAUAUCGGUUUCAUGAGAUACGACUGGAGUAUUUCUUAGUCAUAUACCGGUUUCAUGUGAAACGGCCUGAUGUCAUUACUGUCAGCUGUCAUGACUUACUAACCAAAACUUUUGAAAAUUUUGAUUCUGCCGAUGUAAAAAUUAGUACUGAUAAAGCAAUAAACUAUAAGAUAAUCUGUGCUUGAUUGCAAAAUGACGAAACUGCAAGAAUGGCUAUCGGGCUUGGGUAUCAUUUUCGCUAUUUGGAUAUAUUUACUAACAAGCAAAUCACUCAAUGAAUUUGUUCAAAAACACUACGAUUUGAUACUGUAUUCCCCCGUUAUAUGUGUAUUUAUUUUUGGGCUAUAUGCCUUAUCAGUGGUCUUGUACAGAGUUUAUAAUUUCAACGACUGCAAAGAAGCAGCUCAACAAUUGUCAGAAGAAAUUGUGGAGGCCAAGGAAAACUUAGCUAGUCUAGGUUUCAAGUUUAAGGAGAAUGCUAAAUGAUAAGGAUCAGGAAUGAGACUGAAAGUAUUGUUAAGCAUUUAUUUAUCUAAAUCUAGUAUAAUGUACAUAUAUUAUAGCCUGUUCAUUAAUAAACACAUUACAUUUUUAGUUACAAUGUUUUCUUUUGGAAAUUAGGC
Messenger RNA from Acanthoscelides obtectus, 778 nucleotides. The record is from the annotation of a GenBank genome assembly. Lineage: Eukaryota; Metazoa; Arthropoda; Insecta; Coleoptera; Chrysomelidae.